Messenger RNA from Peronospora matthiolae, 1707 nucleotides. The record is from the annotation of a GenBank genome assembly. NCBI's taxonomy places the organism in Eukaryota, Oomycota, Peronosporomycetes, Peronosporales, Peronosporaceae.
AUGAGCUCGUCCGUUGUAUCUCGAGCCUUCCAAGGCAAUUCCUACCGCUUCGUGCAGCGCGUGCUCACUUUUGCAGCCAAUGCAGUUGUUCUGCGCACGUUGCACCUCCACGUCACUGGUACCGUGACCGUGCGUCUGGAACUGGCCAUGGCCUCGAUCUUCGUGCUCCGCGACGGCUUUCGUCUGGCCUUUCUGCGACUGCCGUCCAUGGACACCAAGAGCUCGGACAUGAACCAGUUGCACCUGCAGCAAGUAGUGAACGCUGCGUGGCUAUCGACGGCUCUGACUUGGAUGCUCGCAGGUCUGUUGCUGCUAGGUACGACGCUCGGGACGUCGUCGGAGACAGUGGACCAUGGCGAGGCGGUUCUGAGCUAUGCCGUGGUCUUUGCCAUGUACUGUGGAGCUGCAGUGAUCGAGUCUCUGGCCGAGCCAAUGUUCCUCUUGGCGCACGCGAGUGUGCUCGUGAGCUGGCAAGUUGCAGCGCAGAGUGCGGCCUUUUUAGUGCGAGCUGCAGUGCAGUACGUUGGAGUGGUCGUGCUCAAGCUAGAGUUGGUGGCCUAUGGGCUCGCAGAGCUUUCGUAUGCCGUGACGGUGCUACUGAUGUUUUCGCUUUUCUUCUACCGACGGAUCAAUCGAUCGUUGAAGUCAGACGACCAUUUCGCGUUUACAACGAUGACUCAGCUAUUGCCUCGACGGACCGAAAUCGGUACUGAUUGGUGUCACGCAGAGCUGAGGACGUUGUUCGUGCCGCUGGGAGUGCAGAGUGCAGUCAAGUAUCUCCUGACUGAAGGUGAUAAGUGGGUGCUGACAGGGUUUGCGUCGCUGCACGACAUGGGAAUCUAUGGUCUGGUCUCGAAUCUUGGAUCGCUCGUGCCGAGGAUUGUCUUUUUACCAAUUGAAGAAGCGACUAAAGCUAUCUUUAGUAAGCUCGCACUUGCACAAAAGCACAAAACUGAUGAAGAAGAUGACAAGAUUGGGAAGAUGGACAGGUUGGCAAACGGACAGACAUUGUUGCUUGUGCUGCUAAAGCUGAUGAAUUUGGUGGGGCUGGCGUUUGUAUGUUUCGGGACGAGUUACGCAAAUACGUUGGUGCUGUUGUUGUACGGAGCUGAGAAAGUUCAGCAAGGAGUGGGCGUAGCAUUGGCUGGCUACUGCGCCUACAUCCCUUUCUUGGGAGUAAAUGGAGUUUGUGAAGCUGUGGUGCACGCGAUCGGAAAUGACCGCGAGCUCAUACAUCUUAACAAAUUGCUCGGUGUAUUCUUCGCCAUAUAUGCGGUCAGUGCGCUUGUAUUCAUGCAAGUUCUCGACUGGGGUACCUUUGGACUUAUCCUGGCAAACUGUGUGAAUAUGGGCUGCCGAAUCCUCUAUUGUUUGACAUUCCUGGCCUCGUACUUUCGCCAGGUAGCUCCCGAUGUCCAGACGAGCAAUGCUGUAGUCAAUGGUUUGUCAUUUUGGCGUCAGUCUUUGCCGGAUCGACUCGUAGUGUCUGCAUUCGUGGUUUCUUUGGUGGUGACCGCAACCUCUCAGUAUUUACUGAUCCGUUCCGAGACGGAUAAACCACCCGCCUUGGUGUUUCACAUGCUGCAUGUGGCAGUAGGAGCAGUUUGCUUUGCUGGAACUGCGCUUACGCUCAUUAUAAAGGAGCAGCGUCUGUUACGUGAUCAGGUCGCAGCUCUUCGAGGUCAGAGCAAGUCUCACAGCGACUAG